Molecule: messenger RNA, 587 nt
Organism: Sphaeroforma arctica JP610
Lineage: Eukaryota; Ichthyosporea; Ichthyophonida
Exons: 6
Coding region: 45-587 (180 amino acids)
Source: RefSeq, a predicted model, not a curated record
UGCGGAUGUAGUAUUGUUUAGUGUCACACUUGUAGGCUGCAAUCAUGAGCGGCUUUAGUUUUGGCGCCACCAAUACGAGCACCCCUGCACAGGGUUUCUCGUCCACACCAGCCCCAUCUACGAAUGCUUUUGGACAGAGCAAUACAGGCGGCGGCGGCGGCGGUUUGUUUGGCAACACCAAUACGACUUCCACGAAUACGUUUGGCGCCGCUCCUGCUACUACAGCGACAGGUGGAACCAGCUUAUUUGGCAACACUGGUAGUACUGCCGCUCCUUCCGGAGGCUUGUUUGGCAGCACAACAAAUAAUACCACACAGCAAUCUAACCCAUUCGGUGCCACCACAGGCACAACGUCCUUAUUUGGUGGUCAAAGCCAACCCGCGGCAUCAACCGCUCCCACAGGCUCGAUCUUCGGCAAUACGGCGUUCAAUACGACGUCCAAUAUAAAUACAGGCGGAGGCUUAUUUGGUGGUGGUGGUGGUUUUGGUGGCACACAACAAACACAGUCCACUUUCGGAACCUCCACUAUUUCCGGUAUGCCCGUUUUACUACAAAUGAACCAUCAGAACACACAGUCAACACAGUAG